Drosophila rhopaloa is the source of this 5113-nucleotide messenger RNA. RefSeq names its product flocculation protein FLO11. The record is from RefSeq and is a predicted model, not a curated record. Gene Ontology annotation, molecular function: protein tyrosine phosphatase activity. Gene Ontology annotation, biological process: protein dephosphorylation. Lineage: Eukaryota; Metazoa; Arthropoda; Insecta; Diptera; Drosophilidae.
AAACGCUUCCUUCUAGCUGUUACAUACUUUUGCACGAAUACAAUAUACCCUUUUACUCUACGAGUAACGGGUAUAAAAACAAGCGAAAAAAGAACAGCAAUAACUCAAGCUCAAAAGUGGAAACAUACACAAAGUGUAACUGCGAUUUUAAGGCCCUGUCGAACGUGGAAUCGACUUGACCCACAGAGGCGCCCCAACAGAAAGAAAGAGAGAUAUACAGCAGAAGAACGAGAGGGAGAGACAUACGAUGCGUGUGGCUGGGUGGCUUAGUGGUGGCUUUAUGCUCGCCCUGGCCGCAAUGUUAACGCAGGCACGUUUCAUUGCGAAAAGAGAAACCACCGGCUUGGAGCAGGCGGUGGCUUCCAGUUCCCCUAACCCUGACAUUGUUGCGACGGCCAGGGAAAGUGGGAGCGACACGGAACCGACUGAAAUAAAGGGAGAGUCAGAAAUGGUUAGUACACAAAACGUGCUUAAAGAUCUGGAGGAAGGAAUAAAGGCUGAGGAUCAAACUGAAGCCACAACGGAAAACCUAAAAAGUAAGCUAAAAGUAGAGGAAACCACUGCGGCUUUAAUUCAAAAUGAAUCAAGCAGUACCGAGAGUAUUAUGGGAAAAGAGCCACUCAAAUUGAAAGAGGUUGACGCCACAGAAUCUCAGUUAAGGGCAGAAGCUCAAUCGGAUUUCGUAAAUGACGUUAAGAAUGAGGAAAUUUCUGCUGCUAAUGUUAAAAAAGAUUCUAGCAUCACAACAUCGAUUGAGCUGGGAAAAAACUCAACCAAUCUGACGGAUAAUGUAACUACGGCAGCACCUGCAAGGGAAGACAUUUCAAGCAAAGCCACUGAACAUGAUUUGCCAAGUGAAAAACACGAGAUAAGGGAAGUGGAAAUAAAGGAAGAACUUCCAAGAGUUGAACCACAAGCUCAGUCGGAAUUUAAGGAGAAUACCGCAGAGAAUGUGGCAACCGAAAGUUCGAAAAGCAGCACCCAGAAACUCCCUUUAGUUCUAGAAGUUUUGAGUUCCACCGAAAGAUCGGUUAAUACCACCACCACUCGUUCCUCCGAUCAUGGCCGAUCCAUGCAAUAUUCAUCAACCACUGAAGAUUCGAUACGAUUCCCAGCAGCAGUGACACCCAUGAAACUAAGGGCUUUACCUAUGACCUCAACAACGGUCAGCACCACUUCAACCACAACUCCGUCAACAACCACGCCAACUCCCUUUGCAUCCAAUGAGAAUGACAUCGAGGAGUCUACGUCGCAAUCAGAGGUUCGUCAAUUGCCGGAGAAGCGAGCCAAGUUUAUUAGCGAAAACUCGACAAAUGCCCAGCAACUAACUUUGCCCAACACAGCUGAAGUUUGGAGUUUGGCGGGUAUGAAGGCGGUACCCAAGGCACCGCUUACAACCACCACUGUCUUGCCACUCUUCAACCACACUGAUCUUGCAAACGAUAUAGAUAUUCCUCUUAAUAAAACAGAGCAACACAAGGAGAAGAAUCUCCUGGAUUGGCAGCAGAUAGCUAUGAUGCAAUCGACACCGGAAAACCGCACCGAAUUUGUGGUCAGAACCACAUUGGAUGCCAAGGGGGCAACACAGGCCACCACUGAACCUUUGGCAGAGGAAAGUCCUUUAAAAAGUGAAUUUAUCGCAGGAUUAGAGCGAAAUGAAGUCACAACUGCAAGGAUAAUACCUGCAACAUCAGAUUUUAGUUCUGGCGAUCAGAAUGUAACAACUACAACUGUUCGUACGGAGCUUUUGGAUGUUCCAAUAGUCAAAAAAAUGGCGGGGGCAGCUAAUGCCAAGUUGACCGAGGCGAUAACAGAGGCUCAAAUGGAGGCAGAAGCAGCAACAGAGGAUGCAACAUCAGUCACAUUACCAGAGCAACAUGCGACAUCGGCAGUUACAGCUAGGGUAAAUGUAACAGCAGUUGCAGAGGAGUCAAGAGAAAUACCUAAGACGAAUUUAACUUUAUCAACAACAACAAUUACAAGCACUGCAACAGAAGAACCAUUAUCUGUUCAACAUGUUUCUUCUGAAAUAGACUUGGAAGAAGCAACAACAGCAGCAAUAUCAAAUACAACCACAGAAGCAGCAGUAUCAUCAACGACAACAUCAGUAUCUGUCGAUCAUACAGAUCAAACUACACAAGCAACUAUUUUUGCAGAAACAUCAUCAACAACUGAAGGAACGACAGCAACACCAAUCGUAGCUGCAGCACCAUCAGCAACACCAACUGUAAGAGCUCCGAAUGUAGUAACCACCCCUAGUACAACUGAACUGGCAAUGAAAGCGGCUGAAAUCAGCAACAUCAACGGCAACAGCAACGACGACGACAUGGAUAAUAACAGUAACGACGUCAUCGUUGCCACAACCAAAAAUCCAGAGAGCGGCCCGCCAGCAACAGCAACAGCAACCGACGAGCCAACAGCAACAUCGGUUAGUGUGCGAGUGGCUGGCGAGGUGAGCACUUCGAUUCGGCCAGAAAUCAUCGUUACAAGUACGCGGGACAGUAUAAUCGCGAGUACAAGUACAUCGACGACGACUGUAGCAACACCCACGCAAACGGAAAUUGCGCAAAUUAGCAAUGAAGUGAAUUUGGAGGCAGUGACAGUGAAGACGCGCGACAGUUUAAGCAAUGCCAAUGAGCUAAGAACAGCUGAGAAAACCGAUAGCGCGGUCAAUAACAGUGUGGCCAUAACAGAAAGCGAGCUGGGGGCUUUGUCAACAGCAGUGGAAACCACCCCUUCAACGACGACAACCAGCAGUCUGCUCAGUGACCUGAGUAAACUGAGCAAAGAACACGAGUCCUCGCUGGAGACCAACAACAUAGGCGAGGCGCCACCCGAAUCGACGACGACUUCAGCGGCAGCUGCUGUUGCUGUUGCUGUUGCAACGGAUAGGAGCACAGCGGCAACAGGUGGCCAGGAAAUCGAAAAGGAGUCGCUCCAUCAUGAGGGGCAACAGGUGGUCGAAGAGCAGGACACAGAGCAGCAGUUAGCCGAAACAACGAUGGCGGUGACAUCGACAACAACCAGUACUACAACAACAACAACAACAACAAGCACAACAGAGACACCCUCUACUAUCACAACAAUGCAACCGGUGGUGAUAAGUCUGCUGGACGACAGCAGCACAUCAAGCACCACAACUACGACAACAACAACAGCUGCACCACCCACGGAGGAAUAUGUUGAAUCCUCCACGGUGGGCAGCACCACCAGCAGCAUCAUGCUACCAGAGACCACCACAACCACCACCCAAUCACCCCAAAUGCCACCCAACUUCAUGGUCCCCUAUCCCAACGAACUGGAUCACAUGCAGACCAAUGCCCAUGGUAAUGGCACGGAUGUCAACGUGAUCAUAGCCAUCACCGUCAGUGUGAUCGGGGUGGUGGCCCUCAUCCUGCUGGUGGCGUUCCUCUAUUUGAUGCGCAAGCGUCAGAAGCAGAUGUCCUAUGGCCAAAGGUGUCGUCCGGUGAGCUUGGAUGCCUACUCCUUGGACAAUGUCUCAGUGCUGGGCAGCGUUAGGCGAAAGGGUCGCGAUGUGAGGGCCUCCAAGCGGACCUACGGCAAUGCCGCCUUCGAUGAUCCCUCGCUCCGGCACAACCUGCUGACCGCCGGCGAACUGGCCCGCUUCGUGGAAAAGCGCUCCGAAGUGUUCGAGGAGUUCCGGGACGUGCCACAAAUCAUCGCCAGAGCGGACGAGGUUCCGCCUGGCUGUGAGGACAAGAACCGCUACGCCAACGUGAUUCCGCUUCCUGAGACGCGGGUGGUGCUCCAGCGGCAAGGCGACGAUGACAAAACGGAAUACAUUAAUGCCAAUUAUGUGCGGGGCCCCCGAGAUGCACCCAAUUACUACAUAGCCUGCCAGGCGCCGCUGGAGAGCACGACCAGCGAUUUCUGGCGCAUGAUCUGGGAGCAGCAGUCGCGGGUUAUUAUACAGGCGACGGAUCUCAGCGAGAAUGGAAUCGAGAAGUGCGCCGAGUACCUGCCACCCUCGGCGACACUGGAUAAUCACAGCAGCUACGGCGAUUACCAGGUGACCCUGAAGCACCGCGAGGUGAAGGACCGGUACGCCAUCUCCACACUGGUCCUUAAGCGAGUGGACGGCGAGGAGAGCCGCGAGCUCACCCACUACUGGUACAAGUGGCCGGAGGCGGGUGUUCCGGCUGAGGAGGCCCCCAUCAUCGCCAUGCUCCUGGAGGCGCGCUCCUCGCUCAAGACCUACUGCCUGGAGCAGGCCAACGAGUUGCGCGAGAAGUCCGCGACGCUGGAGACCUCGAUGGAUGCGGACGGGAGCAAGGCCGAGGCGGGCAGCACGUCCAGCAACGAGAUUAACGGAAACAUUUCCAGCCGGAGCGGUGCUCGAAACCAGCAGGGACCGCUAACCGUUCACUGUUCUCCAGGCACGGGACGAACCGGUACCAUUAUCGCGUCGGACAUGGCCAUCCGCAGUCUGGAGACCCCGAAACGGUCCGUGGACAUCCCACAGCUGGUCUACUACGUGCGGCGGGGAAGGGCCAGUGCCGUGCAGACGAAGGAGCAGUAUGAAUUUAUCUACAAGGUGGCCAGCAUGUAUGCGGCCAAGAUCACAAAUCUGUCCAACGACAACUAAAAGUCUCCUCUCCGUGGGAGGCGCCCAUCGAGUAGAAACCGAAUUUGCGUUCGAGUUCACCUUUCCAGCACUGAUUCGUGGGACCCUAAGUAAAAAUAAUAGCUAUGUUUUAUACAAAAUAUUAGUGUAACUUAGUAUUAUGCUUGAAUGUUGGCACCUGAUUUAUUGAGCGUCAUUAUUUGUCGGGCUUUAAAUAUCAUUUAAAAUGUAUGUAUUCCUUUAUUAUUGUGAUAUAAUCGUACAUUCUUAUAUCUCCUGAUAAUCUGUUGCAUAUUUAUAAUGUCAAUUUUUGUUUUUGCACUGUCGUUCGAAUUCCGGGUGCCAUACUAUCCGGAACGAAUGCGAAAUAUUUGGAGCUCUCCGUAUUUUAAGAAAGUCAAAUAUGUAAUCAAACUAUGUAUGUAUCUAUUUUAAACAAGCUUUAAUGUACGUAAGUUAUUUGUAAGUAUACACCAAGCUGUUCUGUACUCAUAUUAUUGUGAAUUACAAGAAACAAUUUGUUUAGCA